GCUAGAUUACCUAUGAUGCGAAAUACACCCUCCAUGGGCAAUGCCAUGUCCCAUCGGAUUUCCGAACCAAACCAUCGGAUAUCCGACGCAAGAGAUGGGUAUGAUUCAUACGAUGGCUAUGGCGGAGGUGGCGGUGGUUUUGGAGGUUGGUUUUCAUUUUUUCUUCGCAUGUAUAAGCUUUUAUCUAACUUUUUAGGCCCAGGGCGUCAGGGAGGAUUUGGUGGCGGGCCACCCGGUGGCGGCUUUGGCGGUGGAUUUGGUGGACCCGGAGGGGGCUUUGGAGGUCCAGGUGGCUUUGAUGCUGCGCAGAGCCCGCUCGAUGCGGAAAUUCAGGUUGUUAUCCGAGAAAUUCACAACGAGUUAGGAAUGUUCGACGCUUCUGGGGAGUAUGGGGAGCAGUUCAAAAACGCUCGUCGUCUCUUAGCUGCUGAAUCUGACAAACUGGAGAACAACAUUGAUCCCGAAUGGCUUGAGGUUGAUAUACCGAAGCCAAUAAAGGUCACAAAGAAGGUGCUCAUCCCAAACUUCCGUCAUCCCAGGUUCAACUUUGUUGGAAAAAUCCUCGGACCCAAAGGAGCUUCGCUCCAGGCUAUGGCUAAAACCUACAAGUGUCAUAUUUACGUCUUGGGACGUGGGUCCACAAAGGACAGAAAUAAGGAACAAGAAUUACUUAGCUCGGGUGAUCCACAGUAUGCUCACUACGGCGGUCCCCUUCACGUCAAAGUAGAAACCAUUGCUCCAGCGCAUAUCGCCUACAAGAGGGUUGCUGGUGUUUUAGAAGAAUUGAAUCGUAUUUUGCAGCCUGUGCGUGAGGACACCACUCCAGGACAUCUCAAAGAAGGUGAAAAUGGAAAUGGUGACGCCGCUGAUGGUGGAGAUGGCUCUAAAGAUGGUGGAAAUGAUGGUGGUUCGUGA
This is a messenger RNA of Strongylus vulgaris, 915 nucleotides long. The record is from the annotation of a GenBank genome assembly. NCBI's taxonomy places the organism in Eukaryota, Metazoa, Nematoda, Chromadorea, Rhabditida, Strongylidae.